AUGCCAGAACAGAAGAACGUACAAACGUGGAGAAUAACGCACGUAAUCAUUUACGUCUGCGCCAUCGGCACGUCGCUGGGGGCCCUGCUCAGCUACCGCGGCAUGAACAGAACCCUCCAGAUCGACAUGGACAAGUGCAUGCUUUACUCCAAGCCCUGGUUGGAAAUCAGCCAGAAGACCGGCAACUGUAGGAUUGACCUGGCUCGGACCGAGUGGAGCAGUCACGGCCUCUGCAACUUUGUCCUGUUUGCGAUGCUGGCGUCCUUCGUGUACAGCAUCAUAGCCCUCUGGUUCUUCCUCAUGUGCGCACCGUCGACGAGAGGUGUGCAGGAGGACAGCAUUGUCCACAUCUGGAAGAUCGUUCCGCCAGCGUCGUUGUUCAGCAGCCUCCUGCUGCUACUCACCUUCGCCAUGGCCUGGAAAGUGACCGUAGGCAUUCGGACCUUCUUCAUCAGCCUGGAGUCCGCUGUCCACCAUAAUUGCACGACCAAGAGCGGCGCUCCGGCGGUCUGGGAAAAUAGCAACGUGGCGGACUUGUACAACGAGAGAGUCAUCACGCAGAUUUUAGUCUGGUUCAUGGUGCUAAGCUGGAUCAUGGCCACGUUGACCCUGGCUGUCCGUUGCGCGACGGCUGCGGAUUUCUCUUCCCUUAGCGAGGGGAACCCCAGAUGA
Ixodes scapularis (black-legged tick) is the source of this 672-nucleotide messenger RNA. RefSeq lists its product as uncharacterized. Bases 1 to 672 code for a protein of 223 amino acids. The record is from RefSeq and is a predicted model, not a curated record. NCBI's taxonomy places the organism in Eukaryota, Metazoa, Arthropoda, Arachnida, Ixodida, Ixodidae. The transcript is spliced from 4 exons.